Messenger RNA from Dinoponera quadriceps, 3252 nucleotides. RefSeq names its product gametogenetin-binding protein 2-like. The record is from RefSeq and is a predicted model, not a curated record. The coding region runs from base 254 to 2374 and encodes 706 amino acids. Gene Ontology annotation, cellular component: nucleus; cytoplasm. NCBI's taxonomy places the organism in Eukaryota, Metazoa, Arthropoda, Insecta, Hymenoptera, Formicidae. The transcript has 11 exons.
ACGUUGCAAGUGGCAGACUACAUGCGAGGCACUCCAUUUGUUUUCGCCGUGUGGUCUCGUAACUGCAUGCGGGAGCGAAUAUUUAGUGAUCGGUUGGAAAACGAGAUACUUAUUUUUCGUGAUUAACCUAUCAUCCGGCUUAGAUUGCGAGAAAGAGCGAGAGUAGACGUACAUUACAGUGAGAGGGAGAGAAAAAGAGAGAGAGAGAGAGAAAGCAAGUACAUAUACCACUCGGAUCGCGAGGAAGAGAACGAUGGCGAGAUUAGUGAAUGUUUGCCGGGAGGAUAAGCUGACAAACCUGUCUAACCAGCAAAUGCUAUUGUGCAUCGACGAGAACCUGACGAUGGUUAUGGAUAUAACACAUUUAGGAGCGAUAUGUGAUAAUCCUAUAAUUCGUGGGAAACCUUUGGAAGAGUUCGUAAAGAAAAUGGAAAUACUUACGAAGGAAGAGGUUAAGGCAUCGUUUGAGGUUAGCUGUAAGGAUAUAGUGGCUAUUUUAAGCGAAACUGUACCAUGUGUGGGUUGUCGAAGAAGCGUCGAGAGACUAUUGCAUGCUUUAAUGAAGACUGGGCAACCUGCGUUCCAUCAACUGGUUAUCACCUCCAACGGCCUGCUUUCUAUUAAGGAUGAAGUGCUGAAAUCACCUGAAAUACUAUGCACAAUGUUACAUGGACACAGCACCAGAUUAAAUGACUUAGUAGAGCAACAACCAAGGAACAGGAAAUCUCAACGAUGUAUGUUGCAUUCUCUGGAAAUUCAGAGGAUGCGACCUCCGCCAAAUGCAUGGAGGGAAGUAUGGGAAUGUCUGGACCAACCCUGCCGGGAAGAGCUCACCUUGAUAGAGACUGACGUGCUAGACGAGACGUUAGAUACUUAUCUGCGUAAACAUAGGUUUUGUGGCGAGUGUCGCAACAAGGUAUUACUAGCAUCCUCUCUUCUAACGAAGGAACCUGACCCUACGAAGGAAAAAGGCUAUGCACCUAUUUUGUAUACCGGUAUCAAGCGUUGUAUAGCUGAUCGUCACAUUCACUUACCGACUAUAACGAAUUACAUCGGUACCAUCAUUGGUCGCGCACAGCCGGAACUUAUGGGACGGGAGCGUCAUGCGAAGACACUGGAAAUUGCUCAAGAAGAAGUACUUACGUGUUUAGGUAUAUGUAUGGCGGAACGUUUACAUAAAGUUCAUCGACGGCUGAGAGAAGAGGAGACUGUGUGUAAAGUAUUAGCCGCUGCCGCAAUAGAUGCAUUGUCUAGGAAAUUCGAGACAGCGGUCGAGAUGAAACGAGGUUACACGCAGUUAGAAUUAUUAUACGAGGAAUUUACAAGAGAAGAGAUGGCGAAGCAGCAGAAACGCGAGAAGAUGCGGCUCAAACGUAGGAAGCAAAAGGAGCGUCGUUACGAGGCCGAGGCCGAAGAAAAAGAAAAUGCCUGUGAUUGUUCGAGUGAGAGACAGAACGGUGACAGUCAGUCCUCGUGUGUCUGUGCAGAAUCCAAGCCAACGACGCAGAAUAUUGACCGGCAUAAGUUGCAAGUUUUAGAUCCGAAAAACAAGGGUCUGCGAAGGUGCAAGUGUCCAGAUUGCCUGAAAAAGAUGAAAACACCAGCGCAAUCACAAAAUAAAACAGAGCAAGCAUUCCCUUUGAAAAAGACGACGAGUCCACGAAAGACCACAGUUAAAAGUUCCACUGAGACGAAGGCGAAAUCUAAUACUAAUCAAUCUGAGCAAAGUAGUCCGUCUCACGAACAAUUUCCUCGGGAACAUUCGUCGGAUAUUUCUGAGUCGUGUAUGAACUUAGACGAAAAACUCAACGAAGUUCAGUGGAAUUACGAAGACGAUUGCAAGGAUCCCAUGACGAAGAAACUCAUAGACGCUUGGAUCGCGAAACCCCGUACAAAAAGUAAAUACAUGUGGAUAGAAAUGAGGAAACGUUUCAAAUUGUCCAUGUCCGAGGGGGAAGGUCGCUCCAGCAGCGAGCAAUCCUCCCAAGAUUGCGGAUAUUCUUCCGAACACAAUAUCAGUAGUUCUUCUCUUCCUAGCACUCCGGAUGGCUCUGAAAUAGCCUGCAACGAUGCAUGUUGCAAACACAGCGGAGAUAGCAACGAUCUACGAUCAUGUGAUAAACUUAUUCAUUCCAUUUCUAGCAUCUCGUUAUUGAAGAAAAUGGGCAGUGGUUUGACACUUACGCAAAUGUUAGAGGAUUCUUUAAGCGACGACGAAGACGACGAGGAGAGUCAUAUUCCGGCGGAAGAGGUGCUGGAGUUCAAGUCACGAAUGUGUCAAGUUACGGAGAAGCGGCGGGAACUUCGGCGAACACUCAGAGAACGUUUUGCGGUUUUAUGCAGCCAUAUGAAACCGUUUAUCAUCAAUCAAUAAGAAUUCCUGAUUUCAUACGUUCACAACACGACAUAGAAUACAAUACCUCGAUUUCUUGUUUCUUUUAUAUUGAUUUACUGCCAAGAGUAGCGAGACACAAGUACAAUAGACAUAUUUUGAACAACUUGUCGCACGAGGUCGACUUUAUGCUGUAUCACGUAAAAUGCUGGAAAUCUGCAUUACUCGAAGAAAAAAACAGACAAACAUGAUAAUAUAAUAUGAUUUAUCUGCCAACAAAGAGAGGCGUCUAGAAAUAAACAUAGACAUACCAAAAAGAAAAAGCUAGCGGUGUUGUAUUGAAUUUAAUCUUGUUUCCAGUAAACGAAAAGACAAAUUUUACGCUAUUGUACAAAGCACAAUCUGAUUGAUAUGAAUCUGUACAAUUCUGGAGCGAUUUUGUACGAGCAUGCCUUGGCCAUGAUACGGCAGAUCCGAUGAUACUGCACGUACUACGAAUGCAAGCUGUUUGACAGACACGAGCUUCAGAUGAUGACCGGAUACUUGAAGAGUGCUGUAUUUUUUUCUUGAAGAUCUUAGAUAACGUGGUCUUCUUGGCUGAUGAGGAUUCGUGUCCGUGUUGUAAAAAUAGAAACGCGCGAUUGGAAGUUGUCAGAAUUAUAAUAUAGAUGAAUGUUACAUUCCAAAAACACACACACACACACACAUAUAUAUAUAUAUAUAUAUAUAUAUAUGUGUAAUAUAUAUAUAUAUAUAUGUAAUAUAAAUAUAUUUUAUUAUUCCAAAUGUGUACAUCCUCUCCGUGUAAUUACAUUACACAUACGCAUACUCUGUAAGAUCAUUCUAUAAAAAGGAUGUCGUAAGAUCGUAUUUACAUAUUGUAUGUUGCAUAAAAGUUAUUAAAAAUAUUUAAGCUGUCA